CAUACCCUCAUGGCCGCCUCACACGCUACACUGUGUACUGGAAGGCUAUGGGCACCAGCACUGCGGGAGAAAUCAGUCGACGUGUAGAUCCUCAGUUAACCCAUGUGACCCUCCAUGAUUUAUCCCAUGUUGCUCAUAAGGUUUGGAUAACAGCAGCCACAAGGAAGGGUGAGGGACCACCAAGCAGUGUGGUGAUGGUCAAACCUUCACACUCAGUGGCAGCUGGUGUGUGGUCUGUAGGUGGGAAUGUAACAGCAGCAUGGAGGGAGGAUGAGUCUCCCAUGUGGGGCUGUGGGUAUGCCAGAACCCACCCUAGUGUGGACUCAUAAUGGGGUUGCUGUUCACACCAACAAGGACAGAGCGGUGGUGCAGCGGGAUGGAACACUCAGCCUCAGUGAUCUGCAAAGGGAUGACGGGGGUCUUUACACUUGUACCGCCACUAAUCGCCACGGUCACGACUCAGCCUUGUAUCACCUCAAUGUCUUAGUGCCACCGUCGCCACCAUCUCUACAUGUCAUAGAGACUACUACAUCCUCAGUCAGAGUACAGUGGAAUGUAGAGGACACAGGAGGUGCCACAAUACAGGGGUCAUCGUUACACUACAGGGUGGCAGGUGACCAGUGGACACAGGUUGCAGUGACAGGAGACCAGCGAACCUACACAACUCACAACUUACAGUGUGGCUCACUGCAUCACUUUUAUGUAACAGUGCACAACCAUGUUGGGAGAAGUGAGCCAUCAAAGACAGAGUCUGCACGCACCAAAGGGCGGCCUCCUCAAAGUCCUCCGAAGUUUCAGUUUGUUACAACAAACAGCUCUCAGGCAACCUUGUACCUUAGCCAAUGGAUAGAUGGUGGCUGUCCCAUCACUUACUUCAGUGUUGAGUACAGGAAAGAGUCAGUUGCCACCUGGACAACAGUUGGCACAGAGAUCCCACCUACAAGAACCUAUUCCUUGGGUGGCCUUGAGCCAGGCAAUCGCUACAUGCUGAGGGUCACUGCCCAUAACACUGCUGGGUUUGCUCCUGCUGAGUAUAGCAUCACUACACCCUCCCUUGGCCACUCUGUUGCUGCUGACUCUGGUGUCAGUGUGUGGGGUGGAGCACCAUCCACUUCCUCAGCAUGGCAAGAACUACGAGUAGUGGUGCCAGCGGCUGUCUCUACCCUCACCUUGCUUCUGACUCUCACCACAGUCUUUGUCUGUCUAAGGAAAAGAUCCCCAGCCAGAACAAAUCAAAAGGGAUCUCCUGAAAAUAUGAUUGGCACCACAGAGAAGAUUGGUCCUCAGGAGGAACUGUACACAACUGUGAGGCGACCAGCACCUUCACCACCUCAACAGCAGCAACAACAACAGCCACAGCAACAAGAAUCAAGGGAUGCUCAGGGUGAUUAUCCCCGAGAUGAGUUGUAUCACUAUGCUGCAGCAACAUAUCGGGUGGGCAAUGGUACCCCACCUCCUCCUGCACCUCCCUCGCCGCCAACACAUGCCCACCGCCCGCUCUCCAGAGGGCAGAAAGCAUUCACAGCUCUUGUCUACCAAGCACCUUCUCUCCAUGAUGUUGAUUGCCCCAACCUGCAGGCUGAGGGUGAAGGACGUGUGCCAUGGCCCAGGGUCUCGCCACCCCAUGGGCCUGCAGGGGUGGCAGACUCCCAAAGUGAAGGAUAUGGUAGCCUCAUGAGUCCCAGAGGCCCUUCUCCCCCUGCCUCUGGGGCUCCGCACCAACGCCAUCCUGCCAAGCAUCCCAGGGGCCCCAGAGCCUGCGUGCGGAAUGUGCGCUUCCCAUAGUUGUUCCAUGGUCUUGCCUCCCAGAGGGAACUGGUGUUUCCUUGCCAUGAGCUGAUAGAAACAAAACAAUAAUGAGACAGCCAGAAUGUGAAAGAAACAAGAAAUAAUCAUACAGACUCACUCUACCACCACAGCGUUUUCCACAACUAUCAUAAAUGACAAUAGCAAUAACCAUUAUUCAUACUCUUCCUCUUUCUUCUUCUUUCAAUGUUUGCUUAUUUCUGUCAUAUACAUGAACAAAAUCACUGCAACAAUCAAACCUAUCAUUAUGAAGCAAAACAAAGGAUUAGUGCACCAUCUCACCAACACUCAUCAACCAGCCAAGGGUGCACUUGAAUGGACUACACUUCAGUGUUUGAAGGCCAGACAUUUUAUUUUCCCUGUAUUUUAAAGUACAGUUCUGCCAUCAACUGUCACUGUAAUUUACUGGAGAAACUUACAUAAGUUCUUAUACUUAAUCAGCCUAAGGUGUUUAAUGUAUAUAUUGUUUAGCCAAAAACAAUAAUGAAACUAUCAUCAGUCACUGAAAUUAUUAUUUGCUUAAUAAUUAUUCAACACUUAAAUGGAUUUAACCAAGAGAGUCUUCAUGAAUGCCCUAUGCUGCUAUUCUUAAUUUCUAUCAUGUUUUUUUCUCUUUUUAUAGCAUCAUAUGUCUUUAUGAAAAACAUACAAUGGAAAACUGCUUAUUUAAGUUUAUUAUGGCUUUACAAGGUGACAAGAAUGACUUCAUAUCUGUCUGGUUUAUUUUAUAUCUUUAACACAUGAAGUAUGUUCCCUACAGAAUUUUUGUUACUAAAUUUAAGAAGUGUUAAAUUAACUCACUGCAUUAUUCAGCAAAUCUGAUUUAACUCUAUUCUACUUCACUGCUUUUCUCCCAUGUUUGUUCAUCUGUUGUUGCUUGGCUUUAAGUGUUAGAUGAUGUCACCCAUAAGAAGACAGUUAUUUCUUCAAACAGUAAUAAUGUAACAGUGGAAUGCUGUGAGGAAUGACAGGCAGUGAGUCUUUUGUGGUGUCUGGUCAAGGUUAUCUAUUGGCUGAUUCUGGUGGGUAUCGGCCAAACAAUACAUGAUGUAUAUACAAAUCUUGAUUGAUAUCAGUAUUUGAUCUCUAUUAUUAUUAGUUUUCUUGCUUUAUGUGUGAGAAUCUUGAAGUACUGUUUGUUAUAUGUCACAGAUUAUAAAGUCUGCAGCCAUCAUGUGUGAUACUUGUGUAAUUUAUGUACAAUGAUUCUAGCCUUUUGUGCUGCAAAGAGGUCGGUGAAAGGAUGAGGUGUCUGGAAUUGUGCUUCUGUAAUCCUUUACAGUGUGAUGUUAUUAAACUGUAUGCAGAAUUUAUUAGGAAAAUUAUGUAACAUGUACUUUGAAAAGUAUAUUGAAAAUCAUGUUUUCCCUUAAUUGUACUAGAUCUUAAUAAAAUGUCAUUUUUGACAUUAUUA
Portunus trituberculatus (swimming crab) is the source of this 3220-nucleotide messenger RNA. Its product is annotated as Down syndrome cell adhesion molecule-like protein Dscam2. Gene Ontology annotation, cellular component: plasma membrane; axon. Gene Ontology annotation, molecular function: cell-cell adhesion mediator activity. Lineage: Eukaryota; Metazoa; Arthropoda; Malacostraca; Decapoda; Portunidae. The transcript is spliced from 14 exons. The coding region runs from base 271 to 1785 and encodes 504 amino acids. Gene Ontology annotation, biological process: dendrite self-avoidance; homophilic cell-cell adhesion; axon guidance. The record is from RefSeq and is a predicted model, not a curated record.